Messenger RNA from Saprolegnia parasitica CBS 223.65, 1047 nucleotides. RefSeq lists its product as hypothetical. Bases 1 to 1047 code for a protein of 348 amino acids. Gene Ontology annotation, molecular function: transporter activity. Gene Ontology annotation, biological process: transport. Lineage: Eukaryota; Oomycota; Saprolegniomycetes; Saprolegniales; Saprolegniaceae. The record is from RefSeq and is a predicted model, not a curated record. The transcript has a single exon.
AUGGACCUUCAGCUGGUGAUGCUCGGCGUCUCGAGCGCGUUGACGCUAUUUUCGUUCCUUCUCUCGAGCUGGCAUGUAUGGAGCCACCACACGUACUACGAGGCAGCCACGCGGCUCCGUCGUGACGUGCGGUGCAUCUUGCUCUUCGUGCCCGUCUCUAUUGCCACGACGUACGUGAAGCUGGCCUUUCCCACCACGAAGCUUCUCUUUGCCACGCUCCGGAAUUGCUGCGAGCCCGUCGUGUUGUAUGCCUUCUACGAUUUUCUCGUGAUCUGGCUUGGCGGUCCGUCCGUUCUCGUCGAGUCGCUUCGGGGCAAACGACAAGUGAGGCACUGGGCCGGCGUCCAAUACUACCUCGAGCCGUGGCCCAUGAACAGUAUCUUUCUACGCUUGACCGCGGCUGGCAUUUUGCAGUACAUCGCCGUAAAGCUCGCCGUGACGUUCCUUAUCGUCGUCUCGUCGCUCCUCGGCAUCUACGGCGACGGCGAGAUGUUCAACCCGCUCCGCACGUACGGCUAUCUCUGCGUUGUGCUCACGCUGUCGCAGCUGUGGGUGCUCUACUGCCUCGUGCUUUUCUACCUCGCGACCGUGGACGAGCUACGUCCGAUGCGGCCGCUGCCCAAGUUCCUCGCCAUCACGGCCGUUCUCUUCUUCACGAGCUGGCAAGGCAUGCUGCUCGAGAUUGUAGCGCACAGCACCGACCGCUGGAACGCUGUAGCUUUCUCAGUGCUCAGUGUCGAGUCGUUGCUCGUUGCGAUCGUCCACCUUGUCGUAUAUGACGUGGCAGAUUUCGUGCGCAUCAACAAGUGGCACUACGGCGAAGGCGGUGGGACUUGUGUAGCGAGCAACUUUGCAGCGCUGCCAGCGGCCAUGGCCGCCGACGUCAAGGACGCUGCCGAGACGAUGCGCAAGGACGACUUGGGCGGUACGAUUCUCACAAAGAAGCAGCUCCUAGCAGCGGCGUUUGACGAGUAUACGCCGACCUCGUCGCCCUUUGCCUCGCCGACCUCGAGUGGCACAGCGAAUGAGACGACCUACUUGCUCUAA